AUGGGAAGUGAAAAAAUGCAAAUGCGACUAAUGAUGCUGCUUCUGCUGCUUGUGGUGGGGCUGCCUUACGCAGUCAGCGGACAGGGUUUGACGCUACAAAGGGUUGCAAUACUUGCUCGGAACGGUGCACGGGGCCUAUCGAGUCUCAGGGAUGUAAAAAUAACUUGUGAUGCAUGCGAGUUAUCUCCUGUGGGGGAAGAAAUGUCUUUCCGACUUGGCGAGUUUCUUCUGUUGCGCUACGGCAAUUUACUGAACCUUGGCAACCACCUCAACACAACAGUUGUGUCAUUUCGUGCUGAAGAGACAUCAAGGACGAUUGCCAUGGGAAAAGGCGUUACGUUGGGCAUGUUUCCCCAAGCAUUACCGCUUGUGAAGUACACUCCUCAGCGGAAUGACGAGGUGCUGGCCUUUACGAAGAGCUGGCCGUCAUGGAUCCUGCAGGAAGUAUGGAAGUCCAGCUCUCAUUUGGAUGACGCGUGGCUCUCGGAGAAACUUAACGAGGAGGAUAUUAAAACGAUUUCUCGUUUUCUCCCACCCGACAACGAGGGAUUGUGCAAAAGUUUACCGUCGCUGUGUGCGCUCUACGUCUACGACAGUUGGUGUGUCAAUGCCUCCGAGGGACGCACGGAUGCAACUUUGCAACCGCUGUUGGCCGCCCUGGGGGUUGUUAGUCGCCGCCUUCUUUGGCGCCUGUACGGUGCGGACCCCGGAGAUCCAAUCAAAAGACACAUGGGUCCUUUGGCCGGUCCGUUUCUUCGCGAGGUGAUGUCAAGUUUUUCCUCCAACGACAACAAGGUCCGUCUUGCCUUCUACGUUGGGUCAAUGCCGGUGGUAUUCGCUGCGCUCAGCGGGUUGGGUGCCUUUGACGCGAAGAACACGCUGACAGAGGGUGCCACUCCUUUGCCGCAGUUUGGUGAUGCCAUCGCGUUUGAGUACAAGACCACAGGAACACAGCAAUACGUUCAGGUUUAUCAGAUCAUUUGGACUUCAGGAGGCGCAGGCAGUCGCGGCUACACGGGCAAACCACUUGACGUUAAGUGCAUGGACGCAGAAGGCAAUACGUACAUGUCCAGCACCGCUGUUAACGGUUGCCCCAUGGAGGACAUGCAACGCUAUUUCAGCUCUCUUGGCGCUACCGAUGGUCAGUGCUUUGUCACCGAUUCUGCUCUUGCAGACGCUAGCUGCGACGGCGACGCUGCACCCCCCGUUGAUUCACUCUGCCAUAUGUACCGCUCAAAGUGCCCAGGGUUACAAUGCGGUUCUGUUCCCGAUGCAAUAGCCGACCCGUCUCGUGGUUUUUCGUGCCAAGACUCACGCAUGAAAGAAAAUGCGUCGUAUCUUUCAGCUUUUACUGUGGCCGUUUGGGCCCCUUCCCUGCUCACUGGUGCUAUGCUUGGCCUUUACCUCUCUGACCGCAUUCGGCCUUGGCUUUGCCUUAAAAGGAGAUCUGCCGAGUUGUAG
Messenger RNA from Trypanosoma cruzi, 1461 nucleotides. RefSeq lists its product as uncharacterized. The record is from RefSeq and is a predicted model, not a curated record. NCBI's taxonomy places the organism in Eukaryota, Euglenozoa, Kinetoplastea, Trypanosomatida, Trypanosomatidae. Gene Ontology annotation, biological process: dephosphorylation. The transcript has a single exon. Gene Ontology annotation, molecular function: phosphatase activity. Bases 1 to 1461 code for a protein of 486 amino acids.